This is a messenger RNA of Naegleria lovaniensis, 1017 nucleotides long. RefSeq lists its product as uncharacterized. The record is from RefSeq and is a predicted model, not a curated record. Gene Ontology annotation, molecular function: cysteine-type endopeptidase activity. The transcript is spliced from 6 exons. Bases 1 to 1017 code for a protein of 338 amino acids. Gene Ontology annotation, cellular component: lysosome. NCBI's taxonomy places the organism in Eukaryota, Heterolobosea, Eutetramitea, Acrasida, Naegleriidae.
AUGAAAACACACUACCUAAAAACCACUCCCUUCUUCUUCCUCCUGCUCGUCCUCCUUCUAAUAACCGCCACUAAUAGAUGUAGCUCUCUAUCACUCUCGGAGGAUCCUCUGGUUCAUGAUGAAGCCUUCAUUCAACUCAUUAACAAGUACGCAAAAACAUGGCAAGCAGGUAAAAGUAAAUUCUUUGAGGGUAAACGUUUGAGUCAUGCUAGAAGACUCAUUGGUGUUGGUUUACCAACUCCCGAGCAACGAGAACGUCUUUCCAAAAAGGAUUUGAUGGAAUCUUCUUCUUCUUUGGAAAAGUAUUUGGUCAAGAUGGAUGCUUUACCUGAUGCUUAUAAUGCUGCUAAUGAUUCUAAUUAUGCCAUGUGCCAACAAUUGCAUAGAAUUAGAAAUCAAGAACAAUGUGGUUCUUGUUGGGCAUUCUCAAUUUCUGAGAUGGUUGCUGAUCGUUUUUGUAUUGGAACGGGAGGUAAAAUUAAUACCAUCAUGUCACCACAAUGGAUGGUGAGCUGUGAUACUGCUGACAAUGGAUGCAAUGGUGGAGAAUUCCCAUCUGCUUUCCAAUUUGUUGAAACCACUGGUUUGGUUUCUGAUGGAUGCGUUCCAUAUCAGUCUGGAAAUGGAUUUGUUCCACCAUGUCCAAAUAGUUGCGUCAAUGGCGAAGAUAUUAAUACGAGAUAUAGAACAAAGAAUUCUCGAAAUUUUGAUGUCAGUGAUAUGAAAUCAGUUCAAGCUAGCAUACUUGCUAAAGGACCAGUGAUCUCAGGAUUUAAGGUUUAUCGUGAUUUUUAUAACUAUCGAUCUGGAGUGUACAAACACGUUGCAGGAGGUCUUGUUGGUGGUCAUGCAAUCAAGGUUGUGGGUUGGGGUGUUACUCAAUCGAAUUUACCAUAUUGGAUUGUUGCCAACAGUUGGUCUGAAGAAUGGGGAAUGAAUGGAUACUUUUGGAUUUUGAGAGGAACCAACGAAUGCUCAAUUGAAGAAAACAUGUGGGAGACUCAAAUCAAUGUUUGA